AUGGUGGAGGCGGCGGAGGAUGCGGACCUUCAGGACACCAGUGCCCGGUGGGCGGGUGCGCCGUCAUGGUGCCCAUGGGCAACUGUUGCUGCUCUCCGGCGCACCAUCAGAUCCACGGCGGAUUCCAGGUGCAGCAGCCGGCUCCGGUCUGCCAGCCUAUCGUCUGGUGCCAGCCCCGCUGGUGCUGAGCAACCGACCUCUGCUCUGUAA
Sparassis crispa is the source of this 210-nucleotide messenger RNA. RefSeq lists its product as hypothetical. Bases 1 to 210 code for a protein of 69 amino acids. The record is from RefSeq and is a predicted model, not a curated record. The transcript has 4 exons. NCBI's taxonomy places the organism in Eukaryota, Fungi, Basidiomycota, Agaricomycetes, Polyporales, Sparassidaceae.